This is a messenger RNA of Aspergillus nidulans FGSC A4, 3354 nucleotides long. RefSeq names its product MIZ zinc finger domain protein. The coding region runs from base 1 to 3354 and encodes 1117 amino acids. The transcript has a single exon. NCBI's taxonomy places the organism in Eukaryota, Fungi, Ascomycota, Eurotiomycetes, Eurotiales, Aspergillaceae. The record is from RefSeq and is a predicted model, not a curated record. Gene Ontology annotation, molecular function: metal ion binding; zinc ion binding.
AUGACCCCGCCCGCAGUUAAUAAGAAUAGUCGCCCGCCCGAUCCUGCGCGCCGCAUAACGGUCUCGGGGUUGGAAGUGACCGUACAAAACUCCACCGCUAACCAGUUUCUCGCGGGGGCCGCUCGGAAAGCGAGGUACGCGUGGAUGAAUUCUCCUCUCGUUCAGCGCGACGACCAGACUCAGACGACAGCACUCCCAACCCCGGAGCCGGCAGCUUCAGCUCGUGCUUUUGCUGCUCGUGCUCCUCCUGCUCCAGCGUCUCCAGCUUCUCCAGCUCCUCCGAUGCCAGAUCUCCCGCCCUCACACCAGAAUCUCGCCUCAUUCCGCAGUAAUCAAAGUGCUAUCGCCUCGCCUACGCCCACAAUUCCCCGAAAUGCAGCCACUCGUCUCCAGACUUCACCCUCUUCGACUACAAUACCGCAGCAGAAGCAGAGUCAGGAAAGUCUGGAGACACAGAAGCAGGGCUGUCUGGAACAGCAGUCGGUCUCCUCACUUCCAUCGCCGGACCCCACCAUUCCCCCCAGAUCGCAUACCAGUCCGAUAGCUGCCGGCGAGAGAAAUGGGGCCCCCAUUGCCAGUCCCUCCAUGACUGCUUUCCCGUCGCCUCCGCUGCAGCAACAUGCUUCAAAUCAACGGCGUCCGCAACCAAAUGGUUCUACUGUAGGAACAUUUCCGGCCUCUAUUCCGAGCAAUCAACAGGCAAACUCUUCAGCAACUCAGCAAGGACACCCCCGCUUCGUUCCAUAUAGCCCGCCUGGCUACUCUCAUCUCGCUCCUACUGCUCCAGUUCAUCCUCUUCCGUUACCACAGCAGCACCCGAAUACCCUCUCACAAACGUUGGCUUCAGAUCGUCCUUCAGUCAUUACAGCGGAGUUUUUUGUGCGCGCAAAACGGAAUUUGGAUGCGUUUGUAGCGAAGGAAAAGCGGUCGUUGUUUGUCCACGAUGGCGUUGAGGCUCCACGACUUCAACUUCUGGAUUAUGCCCUUACGCACCAGGACCUCAUAUUCCUUGCCCUCCAUCAGGUGUACUGCCUCGACAGCUACGACUCGGCGCAGCUCAAGAACCUCCCCGGCUUUGGUCCCGAACAUGUGAAAGGCUUGUAUAUCGUCCGGAAUCUUUUGGUGGAUAAUCAGCGCGUCGCGUCGAACUUUCUAAAAUGGUGUGUUGACUUUCCAUCCCCACUAUCAGAGCUACUCAAGGAUUGGAAGUAUCACAUCCAGUUUCAGGGGAUGCUGCGCCUUCUGGCUGACCUGGUGAUACAAUGGGCAGUUUUUGAAGACAUUGUGCGGACGAAAGGCCACCCACCGCUCAUGGAUGAUAUGAGGUCGCUCGGUGUCAUCUCCAUGACAUUACAGUUCAACAUUUUCCUUUGUUUAUCACGGCGGAUUCCCGGCGUUAAGGCAGAAGGUUCAAUGCGAGAAAUCUUCUUGCGAGACUUUGAUUACUUUAGGCGCCGUCUCUCGGAGCCAAUCUCCACUGAACAGAGGCGCCGUGAAAACGAAGAAAUCAUAUCUAUGUACUAUGCGGCUAUUGCAGCAGCACGGAGGGACAGCGUUAGCGCAGGCUUACCGAGAAAUGCCGGUGUCGCUCAUGGCGUUUCACGUCCAGGACAGACUGUUCCCACUCCUGUAUCAGCACCACCAAACCUGCACUUUGUGCAGCACCAUUCACCACAUAUGCAGUCGCAUUCUGCAGCGGGAGGCCAGAAUGGCAUGGCUUCGGCGUCAGCCAGAAGUUCCCUCAGCGCAACACCGUCCGUGCUUCCAGGACAAUCUGUACCCCAGCAACCUGACGCACAACAGCGCGGUUCGGAGCCGUGGGCCCUGCCAGGGCAAGUUAUAUCACCCAUAGUAGCCACUACGCCGCAAGUCAUGAUGCCGCAUGAAUUGCAUCAGGGGCACCUCGUUCAACAGUAUCCCCAACAGCCCCCUCACUCGCAGUCUCAGCCUCAGCUUCAGCAACUCGAACAACUUCAGCAAUUACAGCAAGCUCAGCGAACAGGGUCACAAAACGAACGGCUUGUUCCAGGUCCUCUGGAAUCGCAAAUGGUUGCAAACCACAGAACACAGUCUCCUAACCUACAUUAUGCGACGCUACUUCAACCACAGCAUCGGCAACUACAACAGCAGGCAGCACGCCAACCUUUCUGGACGCCGCUCCUACCCCCACCAAAUGUGCCCCCGGUGAUAACCACACGACCAAACCCUAAUCGGCUUGCCAUCCACCAGGCCUAUCUUCGCGAUCCAAUCAACCGGUUUAUCUCGGGCGAUGGCACUAGAGUCAGUGAAACAGAGUUAAUGCCUCACAUGACCUCAUUCUUUAUGAAACCCAAAAUCCUCAGCCAGGAAGACGGUGCCGUUACAGAGUCUAUUUCAUUGUCAGGAGAUGAGCUGAACCGCCGCGCAUCUUAUCGUGGACAAGGUAAAGGGGAGCGUCUGCUUCGGACCGUUAAGGAGGGCAGCCAGACUUAUCGUCUAAGAUGCAUUAAGACCCCGCAAUCUGCUGUCAGUUUGAACGAAAAUUCGUGGUGCGUUGCAGAAACCGCAUGGCCUACUGCAAUAUACGUGCACAUCAACAAUAUAGAGCUAUUCCCGCGUCGCAAAAUCCACAACACCAGAGAUCUCCCUGUGGACAUUACGCUUGUCCUCCAAGAAGGUUUAAAUAAGAUCGAAGUCAACUUCCUCCUAGGACCUGCUGAACGAAAGAACUUCACCUAUGCAGUGGCUGUAGAAGUACUCACCUUCCGCUCCCUUGCGUCUGCAAAGGCUCUUGCCCAGCCUCUGCCAGCCGCCGAGUCGCAAAAGCGCAUUCAAGCUAAGCUUGCACUCAAUCCCGACGAAGAUGGCGAUGAGCUGAGUAUUGUUAGCGACGAUCUCAAGGUCAGCCUCGUUGAUCCAUACACUGCACGCAUCUUCGCUGUCCCCGUGCGCGGUCGUCAUUGUGACCACACAGAAUGCUUUGAUCAUGAGACAUUCCUAGGGACUCGCCUCCUCAAAUCUGGAUUUCAAUCUGCGAUAGAAGCGGACUGGAAAUGUCCCAUAUGCGGCCGUGAUGCUCGCCCCCAAAACCUCAUUGUUGAUGAAUUUCUGGCCGACGUGCGCAACCGAUUGGAACGCACGAACCAAUAUGAAAGCGCUCGCGCUCUGAAAAUCAGAGCCGACGGUACUUGGGAUGUAGUAACCGAUAAUGACACUUCGUCCUCUGAGCAACGGAUUUCUCAAACAGCUUUAAAGCGAAAGUCAAGUGUCCUGCACACUGGAAUCCAACAGCGAAUAAAGGUCGACCGUUCUGCCUCUGCUUCAGUACCGGAGCGAACGCCGGAUCAGUCUCCCGAAGUCAUUGUCCUAGAUUGA